Myiozetetes cayanensis is the source of this 2138-nucleotide messenger RNA. It is a transcript of the gene METTL15, whose product is annotated as methyltransferase like 15. Gene Ontology annotation, molecular function: rRNA (cytosine-N4-)-methyltransferase activity. Gene Ontology annotation, biological process: rRNA base methylation. The coding region runs from base 810 to 2027 and encodes 405 amino acids. Lineage: Eukaryota; Metazoa; Chordata; Aves; Passeriformes; Tyrannidae. The transcript is spliced from 5 exons. The record is from RefSeq and is a predicted model, not a curated record.
AGGGUGGAAACUGAGUAACUCGUGGGUCGGGAUAAAGGCGGUUUGAUAGGGAAAGGGAAGGCUGUGCGCAUAAGCGAAGCAAAGCGAGGAAUCCGUUCACCAAGGGCAGGCAGGUGCUCAGCCCUCUCCAGGAGAGCUGCGCCCCUUCUCGCACAGCAGAGGAGACAGAGCAUCACUUCAAACCCAUCUUCCUCCUCUCCCCCCCCCUUUAUAAAUUCAGCAUGAUGUCAUAUGGUCUGGAGUAUCCCCUUGGCCAGUUUGGGUCGUCUGCACCAGCUGUGUCUCUUCCCUGCUGUGUUCAGCACAAAUCCAAAGCACAGCCCCUGGGAAGAAAAUUAACUCUGCCCCAGCCAAAACCAGCACAGCAUCCCAUGGUGAUGUGUGUGUUUGCUGUAGGGGCAUUGUUAAAGUGAUAUGCACUAACAAAUUUAAGGUAGGUGGAAAUACUGCCCAGCUGAGGCUUAAUUUAUUGAGAAUAACUUUCCUGAGGUGAUUACUCAUCAUGUUCUUAUCUAUGCAGGCAAAAUAUCUGAGGCCUCUGGCAAGGUAAAUCCAGGCAAAUGAAAAUUUGAUAGUGAAAAUAAUCUACUGGUUGCUUGAAUAUGACUGAUUGGUAGAUAACACUGAAAAUUCUGAGAACAUAUUUUGCUGACAUGACAUACCUGUAAAACUGCCCAUGUUGGAAUGUGUAUUUAUUGCUUUACCUAUAGUAGUUCCACUUUGUUUUUUCAAACAGGUGCACUGUUUCAAAUAUUUGUUUCAGAGUAAUUCCCAGCAUCUGCUGUUCUUCUAGGCUGAUCAAUUUCAAAAUGUUGUCUCGGUACCUCUGCCAAGUUCACAAGUGUUUGUUUCUGCACGGCUUGAGACUGAAUUCGGUAAGCCUGGCUGGUUUGGCCAGGAGGAUCCACGCUACGCCAAAAAAGCUUUCUGACUGCGAGCUAAAGGAACAAACAGUCCAGAAAUGCGAAACUGAAGAGUUGCCUCGAAGUACCGAAAACGAUAACUUGGGAAGAUUGCACGUGCCAGUGAUGGUGGAGGAGGUUCUUAGUUGUUUAUCCCCCCAGCCAGGUCAGCGUUUCCUCGACAUGACGUUUGGAGCCGGGGGUCACACGAGAGCUCUUCUGGAGGAGGCCGACGACAUCACCGUGUAUGCCCUGGACAGGGAUCCCACGGCUUACAAAAUAGCUCAGCAGCUUUCAGAAUCCCACCCAAAACAGAUCCAACCUCUUCUAGGACGGUUCAGCGAGGCAGAGGCUUUGUUAAUCUCAUCUGGGGUUGAGCCAGGGACUCUGGAUGGAGUUCUGCUGGAUGCUGGCUGUUCUUCCAUGCAAUUUGAUACACCUGAAAGAGGCUUUUCCCUGCAGAAGGAUGGACCUUUGGACAUGAGGAUGGAUAGUGACAGGUGCCCUGCCGUGCCCACCGCCGCCGACGUGGUGAACGCUCUGGAUCAACAGGCGCUCGCGUCCAUCCUCAGGGCCUACGGGGAGGAGAGGCACGCCAAGAAAAUCGCCUCGGCCAUCGUCCAGGCGCGCAGCGUGUACCCCAUCACCAGGACUCAGCAGCUUGCGGGCAUCGUGGCAGGUGCUUUUCCUCCAUCAGCCCUGUAUGCACGGAAGGAUUUGCUUCAGAGACCUGCCCAUGUUGCUACCAAAACUUUCCAAGGCCUGCGAAUAUUUGUCAAUGAUGAGCUCCAUGAGCUCUUCAUAGGACUGAAGACAGCUGAGAAGUUUCUAAAACCCGGAGGUCGCCUUGUAGCCCUCUCCUUUCAUUCACUAGAAGAUCGUAUUGUCAAACGUUUUCUUCACGGGAUAGACAUGGCAGAAAAGUACAAUCUCAGCUCAAGGCAGAAGAUAAGACAGGCUCUGAAAAACUCCUCCAAAAAAGAAGAUGCACAAGAAUCUCCCCAUGGAAAAUCCAGCUCCAGGUGGAUUUUUAUACAGAAAAAAGUUCUCACACCCCAGUCCAAGGAUAUUGAAACAAACCCAAGAGGAAGGUCGGCCAAGCUAAGAGCUGCUAUUAAAAUCUAAAACAAAAUAUAUGAUUAGAUAAUUGUAUAAUUUCCUUUAAUUUUGUUUUCCAGAAGGCUACCUGGACAGGUAGUAUCAAACUGAAAAAAUAAAAUGAAGGCUGUUAGAAAA